Gracilinanus agilis (Agile Gracile Mouse Opossum) is the source of this 1711-nucleotide messenger RNA. It is a transcript of the gene RTCA, whose product is annotated as RNA 3'-terminal phosphate cyclase. Gene Ontology annotation, biological process: RNA processing. NCBI's taxonomy places the organism in Eukaryota, Metazoa, Chordata, Mammalia, Didelphimorphia, Didelphidae. The coding region runs from base 187 to 1287 and encodes 366 amino acids. Gene Ontology annotation, cellular component: nucleus. Gene Ontology annotation, molecular function: RNA-3'-phosphate cyclase activity. The record is from RefSeq and is a predicted model, not a curated record. The transcript has 11 exons.
CUGGAGCUUUCUCUGCUCCGGCUCCUCCGCUGUUGCCACAGCUGCCGCCCCACCACAAGCUGUGGCCCACCGCCCAGAUCUUCAGGCCAGGCUAGGGGAGGCCGGGCGGCGUGGUGCUCGAGUCACCACCUCUUCCGCCUCCUCACUCCUCCUCAGGCCGAAGCUUUGUUGCUGGGGGCAACCCCCAUGGCAGGGCAACGGGUGGACAUCGAUGGCGGCAUUAUGGAGGGGGGCGGCCAGAUCCUGCGUGUAUCCACGGCCCUGAGCUGCCUGCUGGGCCUUCCCCUGAGAGUGCAGAAGAUCCGGGCAGGCCGCAGCACUCCCGGCCUCAGGCCUCAACACCUCUCUGGAUUGGAAAUGAUUCGAGAUUUAUGUGAUGGGCAACUAGAAGGGGCAGAAAUCGGCUCAACAGAGAUAACAUUCACACCAGAGAAGAUCAAAGGUGGAACCCACACAGCAGAUACCAAGACAGCUGGGAGCGUGUGCCUGUUGCUGCAGGUUUCGAUGCCCUGUGUUCUUUUUGCUGCUUCUCCAUCGGAGCUCCGUUUGAAAGGUGGCACUAAUGCUGAAAUGGCUCCACAGAUAGAUUACACAUUGAUGGUCUUCAAACCAAUUGUUGAAAAGUUUGGUUUCAAGUUUGACUGUGAUGUUAAAAUGAGGGGCUACUAUCCUAAAGGCGGUGGUGAAGUAAUUGUCCGAAUGUCACCAGUUAAACAGUUGAACCCAAUAAAUUUAACUGAUCGUGGCACGGUGACCAAGAUAUAUGGAAGAACAUUUGUUGCUGGUGUUUUACCAUUUAAAAUAGCAAAAGAUAUGGCAGCAGCAGCAGUGAGAUGCAUCAGAAAGGAAAUCAGGGAUCUGUACGUUAACAUCCAGCCUGUUCAGGAACCUAAAGAACAAGCCUUUGGCAAUGGAAAUGGAAUAAUCAUUGUGGCUGAGACAUCAACAGGCUGCUUGUUUGCUGGAUCAUCACUUGGUAAAAGAGGCAUAUCUGCUGACAAGGUUGGAAUUGAAGCUGCAGAGAUGCUGCUGAGUAAUCUGAGACAUGGAGGAGCUGUGGAUGAGUAUCUGCAGGACCAGCUAAUCAUUUUCAUGGCAUUAGCCAGUGGGGUCUCUAGAGUAAAAACAGGACCAAUUACACUCCAUACACAAACUGCCAUACAUUUUGCUGAACAACUAACAAAGGCCAAAUUUACUGUGAAAAAGUCAGAAGAUGAAGAUGAUUCCUCUAAAGAAACUCACAUUAUUGAGUGCCAAGGAAUUGGGAUGACAAACCCACACUUUUAGGGUGUUUGCCUUUUUUAUGAUACCUCAAUGAUGGAUUGCACUAACUUUCAGUCGAUAAAUAGUACAUGAUGGUGAAUGGGGAGUAAUUUAUCAAAUGAAUGAGCUUAAUUUUAGAGAUGAAGUGCAGAGUGUUCUUGGUUUGUUUAGAAAGAGCUUCACCUGAUAAAUCUUUCCAUGCAUGUUUACUGAGAUGUGUAUAAUGAAUUGUUAAAAUUCAAGGACAAAUGCUUGAGACUGGAAAGCUAAUUUCUUUAUAAACAUCUUGAAGACUGCCUUUCACCAAAAAGAGAUGUGCUUGUGAAAUGGUUCCAUUCAAAUGCUAUAAACUUGUAGCCACAGGGAUGUGUCCUUAAUUAACUUGUAUCUAAUCUCUGUAUCCACUUUGCUGAAAUCUGAUCUAAAAAAUACUAAUAAAGCAAUUCUA